Messenger RNA from Galeopterus variegatus (Sunda flying lemur), 943 nucleotides. It is a transcript of the gene MTFP1, whose product is annotated as mitochondrial fission process 1. The coding region runs from base 79 to 471 and encodes 130 amino acids. The record is from RefSeq and is a predicted model, not a curated record. Gene Ontology annotation, cellular component: mitochondrion. Lineage: Eukaryota; Metazoa; Chordata; Mammalia; Dermoptera; Cynocephalidae. The transcript is spliced from 3 exons. Gene Ontology annotation, biological process: mitochondrial fission.
AGUGCUAGUGGAGGCGGAGGUGUAGGCGGCAGCGGAGGCGGUGCCAGCUGCAGUGGCGGGUGUCGCGGUGGAAGCGUUAUGUCGGAACCGCAGCCGCCGGGCGCAGGACGCGACCUCUACCGGGACACGUGGGUGCGAUACUUGGGCUACACCAAUGAGGUGGGGGAGGCUUUCCGCUCCCUGGUACCAGCGGCUGUGGUGUGGCUGAGCUAUGGUGUGGCCAGCUCUUACGUGCUGGCCGAUGCCAUUGACAAAGGCAAGAAGGCGGGAGAGGUCGGUGGACUUCCUCCUGGAUUCCAGCCUGCGCAAACUCUACCCAUCAGUGGGGAAGCCCAGCUCCUCCUGACCCCAACCCGGUUCCUGGCCUGUGGGUUGGGGCACCACUGCUCUGUGCCAACUUCCCCCUCCUACCAGGGGAUGUGGGUGCAUGGCUAUCUGGGGUUCAAGGCCCUGGCACCUGAGUGGGUUUGAGCUGGACAGACACUUCAAGACAAAAGCCUCAAGGAGCAGCGGCUGCAGCAAGUCACAGAUGGAGGAGGGACCUAAAUCCCUUCUGCUUCCAUGGAACCCAUGAUAUUGAGUAGGAAUGGGUCAUGGGAGUGUCCAGCCCUGUCUUUGACAGGAAAAUAACACCCUCCCAUGGAGGAUAAGGAGACUGAGGCCCAGAGUGGGCAAGGAAAUGCCCAAGAUCACUUGGCGAGCUGGGCACCCAGGACCCGCAGCUGUUCUGCUGAAUCACCCCAAAGUGGUGUGGCUGGACGAGGAGCAGCAGACACUCAGGGAGAAACGCAGGGAUGCAGUAGCUGGGACAUCUCAGGACCGCUUCUCCGGCCAGUCCAGUCCUGGUGCAGAGGCUGCUGGGGCCUGGCUGGAAGGCAGGACAGCUCCAAGUCAGGCGUUGGCCAGGCCCUCCCCAGACCCAAUAAACCCUCAAGAAGUUGCA